Physella acuta is the source of this 5609-nucleotide messenger RNA. RefSeq names its product bifunctional glutamate/proline--tRNA ligase. The record is from RefSeq and is a predicted model, not a curated record. Gene Ontology annotation, biological process: prolyl-tRNA aminoacylation; translation; glutamyl-tRNA aminoacylation. Lineage: Eukaryota; Metazoa; Mollusca; Gastropoda; Physidae. Gene Ontology annotation, molecular function: ATP binding; glutamate-tRNA ligase activity; proline-tRNA ligase activity. Gene Ontology annotation, cellular component: cytoplasm; aminoacyl-tRNA synthetase multienzyme complex.
UCUAUUUUCCAAUAUCCGGCAAAGCUGGUGAAACACGACGCAACAAAGCCCUAAAUUCCAUAUCUACUUUAUCUAGAUUCUAAAUCUAGAUCUAGGCCUCUAUGUAACUGGAUAUAAAUUUAACAUAAAUAGCUCUCCACUUAACUAUUUUUCUGAAAGUCAAAAGGAAUCUGGAGAUCUGUUCUAGAUCUACUCUAGAUAUCAACAACAUUCUUUGCUGAGGUUAUAUUUUCGACUAUGACUUUAGAAAUUGCAAUUAGCAAGGAAAAGCCGGCCAUUGCUGCAGCACUAGCAUCAGCUAUUCUAUCUCUCAAAGGAGAAAAAGUUAAAUGGAUUCUUGGAGAAGCUAAUUGCCUAAAAGUAAAUAAUGAUGUCGUGUUUGCCAAUUCUUCCUCUAUUCUUCGAUAUUUGGGAAGGGCAUUUCCUACAUCUGGACUUUAUGGAACAGACAGCCUCCAAAAAACUGAGAUUGAUCAUUGGCUUAGUUUUGCUUAUGGAAGACUAGCCUGUACAACGAACUAUAAAAAUGCUGUGGCUGACUUGGAUAAAAUGCUUAGGCCAUCAACGUACAUUGUUGGUGAAUCUCUGUCUCUGGCUGAUCUAGCCAUUUGGGAGGUUUUGCAUUCUAGCAGUCUUUUCCAAACAUCCCUGGCCUCAGAUUCUGCACCUGUCAAUGUGACACGCUACUACACUUUCUUAACUGCCCAGAAAUAUUUUAAUGAAUUGGCAUCAACUUUUGCUGGAGCUGAAGUGAAAGAAACAAAGAAGAGAACUAAUGAAAGCAAUAUAAAAAAAGAUGAAGGCAAGUUUAUUGAGCUCCCUGGUGCUGAAGUAGGCAAAGUAGUAGUCAGAUUCCCACCCGAGGCUAGUGGAUACCUCCAUGUUGGUCAUGCCAAAGCUGCUCUGCUGAACCAGUAUUAUCGGGACACAUUUAAAGGGACACUUAUCAUGAGAUUUGAUGACACCAACCCUGCCAAAGAGGAUGCUGAAUUUGAGAAGGUAAUCCUGGAAGAUAUAGCACUGCUGGGGAUCACCUAUGACAAAUUUAGCCACACCUCCGACCACUUUGAUUCUCUGAUGGUCUACUGUGAGAAGCUGAUUAAAGAAAACAAGGCUUAUGUUGACGACACAGAUCCUGAGGUCAUGAAGAAAGAGAGGGAGGAAAGAAAAGAAUCUAAGAACAGAAACAAUGAUGUGGCCAAAAAUUUAUCACUAUGGGAGGAGAUGAAGAAAGGCACAGCACUUGGCCAGAAAUGUUGCGUCAGGGCCAAAAUUGACAUGAAGUCAGACAAUGGAUGCAUGAGAGAUCCUACCAUGUAUCGCUGCAAGAAUGAGUUUCAUGUUCGUACUGGAAACAAAUACAAAGUGUAUCCUACUUAUGACUUUGCCUGUCCAAUUGUAGACAGUGUUGAAAAUGUGACACAUGCAUUGCGUACAACUGAGUAUCAUGAUCGAGAUGAUCAAUACUUCUGGUUUCUUGAUGCACUAGGUCUGAGAAAGCCACAUCUGUAUGAGUACAGUCGUCUCAACCUUCAGAAUACUGUGAUGUCCAAGCGAAAACUUACUUGGUUUGUAAAUGAAGGCUUGGUUGAGGGAUGGGAUGACCCGAGGUUUCCAACAGUGAGAGGAGUGAGGCGUCGUGGGAUGACUGUUGAGGGAUUGAAGCAGUUCAUUAUUACACAAGGCUCUUCUCGUUCAGUGAACAUGAUGGAAUGGGAUAAAAUCUGGGCAUACAACAAAAAGGUGAUAGAUCCAGUAGUUCCAAGAUAUACUGCACUGUUAAAGGAGAAUGUUGUACCAGUUAUUGCACAAGGAGCCAAGCUAGAAUCCAAAGAAGUGGCUAAACAUCCCAAGAAUGCAGAAGUUGGCAACAAAAUUGUGUGGUAUGGGCCAAAGAUCUUGAUUGAUGGUGCUGAUGCAGAAGUAAUUACAGAAGGGGAGAUAGUAACAUUUAUCAAUUGGGGAAACUUGAUCAUGAAAAAAAUUAACAAAGAUAGCAAUGGCAAAGUAACAUCUAUUGAAGCUCAGCUGGAUCUUAACAACACAGAUUAUAAAAAGACGCAGAAAAUAACUUGGUUAGCUGAAGCUGAAAAGGGUGCCUUUAUUCCCACUGUCUGCAUCCAUUAUGAUCACAUCAUCAGUAAACCUGUGUUGGGAAAGGAUGAAGAUUUCAAGAUGUACAUCAAUAAAAACUCCAAGCAAGAAGAAGUUAUGCUGGGUGACCCCUGUCUUGCUAGUCUGAAGAAAGGAGAUAUCAUACAAUUACAAAGAAGAGGUUACUUUAUAUGUGACCAACCAUAUGAACCUGUCAGCCCUCAUACUGGCCGUGAUAGCCCAUGUGUAUUAAUCAACAUACCAGAUGGUCAUCAAAAAGAAAUGCCAAAAGCUGGGUCCAAACAUAAAGAAACAAAAGAAGAAGCUCAAAGUAAAAAAGGAAAAUCUUCAGAGAAGUCCCCCCAGGAAGAACAGCCCCCAUCCUCAGUACUUACAGGUGACCUUGGUGAUAAGAUCAGUGCCCAGGGGGAGCUAGUGAGAAAGCUGAAAGCUGAUAAAGCUCCUAAGGACCAAGUUGAUGCAGCUGUAAAGACUUUACUGUCCCUGAAGAGUGAGUAUAAAACCAAGACAGGCACGGACUGGAAACCUGUUGCAGUAAAGGCUGAUGGAGACUCUGCUAAACCAGCAGCUACCACUACAGAUAAAAAGGGUAAGAAAGGAAAGGAUGCUGUUAACUCAGCCAAAGGGGAGCAACCCACUGCUCCUGUUGCUUCACCAGAUGCAGAUGACAUCAACAAUAAAAUCAUUGCUCAAGGGGAUAUUGUUAGAAAACUGAAAACAGAUAAGGCACCCAAGGAUCAAAUUGAUGCUGCAGUAAAAACCUUGCUGUCUUUAAAAAAUGAUUACAAAACAAAAACUGGAAAAGAAUGGAAACCAGAUUCAGGGAAGCCUGUAGGUGAUGCUGCUAAACCUGUUGCUGCACCGGCCAGUAAAGAAACUGGCAAACUGUCUGAGCUGAAUGACUCCAUUGUCUCUCAGGGAAAUAAAGUUAGGGACUUAAAGUCUGCCAAAGCUGCUAAGAGUGAAAUAGAUGCAGCAGUAAAGACACUGCUACAACUUAAAGCAGACUAUAAAUCAGUGUCUGGCCAAGAUUGGAAACCUGACCAAAGUCCUCCAGCAGUACCAGCACAAAAAGUGUCUGGUGAGGACAUAGGAGCUAAGAUUACAGAUGCUGAGCACAAAGUUCAGGAGCUCAAGAACAGCAAGGCUGCUAAGAGUAAAAUAAAUACAGAGGAAAAGAAUUUGACCAAACUGAAAGAAGAGUACAAGAAAGCUGUUGGCACUGAGUGGAAGGCAGCCACCACAGAGAAAACAUCUGCUGCCACUACAUCUAUGGCUUCUAAAGCUGAUAGUGCUGAGGCUAAAGCCCUUAAGUCUAAAGUUGAUGAGCAAGGGGAGAAAGUGAGGCAGCUCAAGUCUUCUGGGGCAGACAAGGCCAGUGUGGAUGCUGCAGUGAAGGAGCUGCUCAGCCUGAAAUCUCAGUACAAAGAUCUUACAGGUGAAGACUUGGCUGGAGGUGCAAAGGGAGGGAAAAAAGGAGGAAAAGAAGAAAAGAAAUCUGAUACUAAGAAAGGAAAAGAUAAAAAGCAAGAAGGUUCAGGAGACGCAGCUGCUUCUCAAAAGGAAGAUGGAAAGCGUGAAAUUAAAAAGGUCACAAGGCUGGGGCUGGAGGCAACCAAGGAGGACAAUCUUUCUGAGUGGUACUCACAAGUAAUCACCAAGUCAGAGAUGAUAGAGUACUACGAUGUCAGUGGCUGCUACAUUCUGCGUCCAUGGGCUUACAAUAUAUGGGAGACCAUUAAGGAUCAGUUUGAUGCUGCCAUUAGGAAAAUGGGUGUUGAAAACUGUUACUUCCCCAUGUUUGUCUCACACAGCGCACUAGAGAAAGAAAAAACACAUAUAGCUGACUUUGCCCCAGAGGUUGCCUGGGUAACAAGAUCUGGACAGUCUGAAUUAGCUGAACCAAUAGCUAUUCGCCCAACCAGUGAAACUGUGAUGUACCCAUCUUUUGCCAAGUGGAUUAAAUCCCACAGAGAUUUACCUUUGAGACUCAACCAGUGGUGCAAUGUUGUGAGGUGGGAGUUCAAACAUCCACAACCAUUUUUAAGAACUCGAGAAUUUUUGUGGCAAGAAGGUCAUACUGCCUGGGCUGAUCAGGCAGCAGCAGAGGAAGAGGUGUAUGCUAUCUUGGAAGAGUAUGCUAGAGUGUAUGAAGAGCUGCUGGCCAUUCCUGUAGUCAGAGGCCGGAAGACUGAAAAGGAAAAAUUUGCGGGUGGAGACUUCACUACAACUGUUGAGGUUUACAUCUCAGCCAGUGGCCGUGCAAUCCAAGGAGCAACAUCCCAUCACUUAGGUCAAAACUUCUCCAAAAUGUUUGAAAUUGUCAUAGAGGACCCAGAGACCCAGCAGAAAAAAUAUGUGUACCAAAACAGCUGGGGUCUGACAACAAGAACAAUUGGUGUUUUAGCAAUGGUUCAUGGUGAUAACACAGGCCUGGUUCUACCACCAAGAGCAGCUACUUUACAAAUUGUUAUUGUACCAUGUGGAAUAACUGCAUCCAUGUCAGCUGCUGAUUCUAAGCAACUGUAUGAUAAAUGUUCAGAACUUGCUUCUACUUUCACUGCAGCAGGGUUCCGCUGCAAGGCUGACAACAGAGAUAACUAUUCCCCUGGAUGGAAGUUUAACCAUUGGGAAUUGAAGGGUGUUCCUGUUAGAAUUGAACUUGGUCCUCGUGAUCUUAAAGAAAACCAAGUCGUAGCAGUAAGAAGAGAUACUGGAGAAAAGUCAACCAUCCCCAUGAAUAUUUUGGUGGAGUCACUUAGGAAACUGACUGAUGACAUUCAAGACAGUUUGUAUAAUAAAGCAAAGAAAGAAUUGGAUGAACAUCUUACUGUGUGUCAUGCUUGGACUGAAUUUUGUGACAGUUUAGACCAAAAGAAACUCAUUCAAGCACCUUUUUGUGGAGAAAUUCCAUGCGAGGACAAGAUCAAGCAGGACAGUGCUAGGGAUGUUGUAGUAGAAGAAGGGGCCCCAGCCAUGGGUGCCAAAGGCUUAUGUAUACCAUUUAAACAACCACAAGAAUUGAAGGCUGGAACCAAAUGUAUAAUGCCAAGUUGCACUAAGCCUGCCAAGUAUUAUACGAUGUUUGGCAGAAGUUACUGAAUCUUUAACUUAUGUUUGAAAAAAUUAUCAUCAAAGCAAGAGAAAAUAAUUUUUUUUCCAAAAAUUAUAACUAAAUGCAUUUCAUUUAAAGCAAAUUAAGAAAUGUCUUUAUUCUGUUUUGAAGUACCCUAUUUAGUAGUUGUAGCUAUAUCAAUUUAAAAUGUUAAUUUUGAUAAUUUAAUGGGUAGCAAUGGUUUUGUUUUUAUUUCCAGUAGUUUUUUUUUUUUUGUUUUUUUUUUGCCAAAGGUUGUUCUGGUCUAAAAAUGUGUAUUUUGCUGUUUUAUUUGUAUUAAAUCAGUGUGAGUUAAAUAAAAAUCAAUACAAGAAAUAUUAGCUGUUAGUUUUCAUUGAGUGAAGGUGUGAUGUAAAAAAGAGAAUCAGGUUGUUAAAGC